GAGAAAUAACUGAUUUUCUCUUAAAAUAAGUAAUUGUUGAAAAAAGAAACAGAGGAACUGGCAACAGAAGACAGCCAACAACGUACCACUGAAUAACUGCUCACUGCUGGCAAUCUGACCUAGAGAUCCAUCAACGGACUGCCAAACUAAGCAACUUGGGAUUCCUGGCAGUAUGGACUUAGGAAGGGCAACAUUUUGCCAAGAAUACCUUGCACCUAAAGGUACAGUAGUGAAACCCUAUUACUGGCUAACAAUGGGCCAAAGCUGUACCAAGUGCCCCUAUCACCUGCGGACAGGUGAAGAAGCAAGAGUCUCUUACAUAGAAUUUCACAAAGCCUUUGGAUUCCCAUAUGGGCCCAUGCGGGACCCAAACAACCACCUUAUCUUUUAUGAACUGAGGCACUUCUCAGGCAACUUAAUUCAAAAGGGCCAUGCUACAAACUGCACAGAGUAUGACAUUCAUCCAGAAUCAAUGUUAUUUGAGACGGGCAGUUAUCUCGACUCCAAGCUACAGGGCUACAAGAAUGCCAAGUAUAUCAUCCUUUAUUCAAACUACUCCCCUUGUAAUGAGGCUGAGCAUGGCUGCAUAAGCAAAAUUUACGAUUUCUUGACUAAAUAUCCAGAUGUCACUCUCUGUGUUUACUUCUCACAGCUGUAUCACACGGAAGAGGAUUUCCCAGUCUCUGCAUGGAACUGUGACGCUUUACAGAGCCUUGCCAGUAUGUGGCCUCGCGUGAGCCUCAGUCCAUUGUGUGGCAGCCUUUGGCACACCCUGCUCCGCAAUUUUGUGGCUGUUAUGCCUCAGGGAUCUUUUUACCACCCAAUUUUGCCAGCAAGAGCAUUGGCUGAUAGACAAAAUGCACAGCGAUUUAACAGCAUCACUGGGAAGACAUUUCCUUUUAUGACCCUCUUGCCUCAGCCAAUGCCUUGGAACUCAACUGCCAGGCCUAAUAUACAACAGUACCAUUUUUUCAGUCCGUGGUCUCAGCUUCCACCAAACAUGACCAAUGGCAGACUGCCACAAAUGUUGAUGCCACCACCCCAUUCAACACCUUCCAUUAACAUUUCUCACCCUUCCGUAAAGCAACCGUUGUAUCCCAAAUUGACUGUAAGGCACUUAAGAAUGCCAGCCAAAAUAUUAGAUGAAGCCAAAGAUCCAUAAGGCAUUCCGAAAAGGAAAUCCAUUUGUGAGGAAAGAAUUCCUGAACAACUUCCAGUUAGCAGGUCUGCAGAACAUAAAGACCACAGGAAGAAAAAGAAUUAAAUGCACCUCACCUAAAAGUCUAACACAGGCAUAACCAAUUAAGUCAGCGCUAAUAGGCCACACAAGAAAUAUACAAUAAGCAGGAGGCCUUGUGCUAAUUUGCCAGUGAGAAACAGAUAUUAUUGUCAUGUGCACUGCAGAUGUCAUGCGAACAGAGAUCAACCAGCAGCAGCUGGCAGAACCAAGGCCAGGCAUUCAUUUGGCAUCCCUACUGUUGGCACACGGGCAUCAAUUGCCAACAGUAGGCAGGGUAGCCAAGGAAAACUCUUAUUUUGUCAACCCAAAGGGUCCAGCGAAUUACAUUAACUGCCAGCAGCAGAGAGGGAGCCAACCCUCCAUUUUCUGUUUACAACCGUUGUCCCCAUGAGACUUGUACCUUUACAACAAUUUUAUACCGAUUCGCACAAUUUUGAUUCUUGAGCAUGCUCACGGGAAAUUGAGGUAGACCUUUGAUAAAUAAAGCCAUUGUAAAUAGACAUGCUGCUUAGUGGUAGAGCAGCUGCUUCGAACACAGAAGGUCUUGUGAUCAAUCUCAGAGAUCUCCAGUUAGAAGGAUCAGGUAGCAGGUGAUGUGAAAGAUCUCCACCUGAGAUACUGGAGAGCCCCUGCCAGUCACGGUAGACAGUACUGACCUUGGGUAGACCACAGGUCUGAUUCAGUAUAAAGCAGCUUCUGGUAUAUGUUUCUGUCACCUGAAACAGAAUCAAGAGGAGCUCAGAAACUGAGAUCUAACAAGCAGUUAAAUUUUCUUUUCUGUGGUUUCCACUUUUUCAGCUUUUGCCAGAUAUUGCUUAUCAGUUCUCAAACUGAAAUUGUGGAAUAGACUUUCAAAUGCCAGCAGUACACAGUGCAUCAGACACUAUAGACUAAGCGAAUUCCCCCAAUCUCUGUGGUAAAACUCUGUAGAGAUUGGGGGGAAAUUCUAAAGUGUCGUGGAUAUAGUUACUAGAAUUGGUGUAGCCUUGUCUGCAAUGCCAUUUCCACCAGUCCAUUUUCUCACACAGCAAGCCAAUGGAGAUGGGAAGUUGAGCACUCUUAAUAGUGCUCUGUUGGGUACUCAUGCAUAUAGAUAUGCUAACAGGUAACUGGAUUAGGUGCCACCAUUGUUAACAAGAACUGUCAUCGCCUAGAGAGGGCCCCAAUAAUCGAGCAUAUUUGUCCAGGCCCAUCCCCUCUGCACAAAUGCCCAUGGGGAACUUUUAAGAGGGGUAUAUAUUUGAGAUUUAAACAGAAUUCAUAGGCAGCAGCUACUGUAGAAGCAACAUCUACUGGACAGGGGAUACCUCACUGAAGCAUCCAUUCUCUGGUAGUUUCAGCACCCAGAUGUUCUGAUUUUCAUGGCCUGCCAUGCCAGAAUUACUUCCUUUUCAUGGUUUUGUACAGGUAAGUAACUCCUACCCUAGCUAAUUGAUCCACAGCCUGAUUGUACAAGGCCUCUGGAGUAUCAGUGGUGCAUUCAAGCACAUAUCCUAGAAACACCUAUAUGCUUGGUUAUCAAUACGCUGCCAUCGUUCCUGACUCCACAAUGGUUGGUUGUGUAAAGUAAACGCUUCUCAUUUCCAUUUAGGAAACUAUGUCAUGAGGCCUUUGUACAGGAAUCUAUGUGUAAUUAAAUUUAUUUACUUACUUACUUAAUUUAUACCCUGCCUUUAUCCCCAGUGUGGACUCAAAGUGGCUUAUAUUGUUCUCCUCUCCACCAUUUUAUCUUCAACACAGUGAUGUAGGCUAUGCUGAGAGUGUGUGAUUCGCCCAAGGUCACCCAGCAAGCUUCUGUGGCAGGGGGAGAUUCAAACUUGGGUCUCUCAGAUUCUAGACCAACCCUCUAGCCACUACAUCACUGGCUUUUCCUGUUUUAUUUUUCUCUCUGUUUUAUUGGAAGAAGAAAGACUGAAUCCCCCUCAUAGGGACAACAAGGUGGCACAUACCUGUAACUGUUGUUCAUUGCCGUGUCUUCUGUGCAGUCCCACACUGAUGACUGUGGAGGUGCAGGCCUGCCACAUGGAGAAGGUUUUUCUACAUUAAAAGUUUCUGGAGGGGGCGCCUCCUCCCGUUGGAAUACGCAAUAUGUUCUUUCCCCACCUUAGUGUCAUAUGAUUUGAACAGAGAGUGCCCCUCUUUCUCUCAGUUUCUCCUGAGAUGCUGCAAGCCAUCAAUGUAACUUAUUUAACAAUAGAAAGCUCACAAUGGGGCAGGAAGGAGGGAAUGUGU
This is a messenger RNA of Eublepharis macularius, 3472 nucleotides long. RefSeq names its product apolipoprotein B mRNA editing enzyme catalytic polypeptide like 4 (gene APOBEC4). Lineage: Eukaryota; Metazoa; Chordata; Lepidosauria; Squamata; Eublepharidae. Bases 173 to 1162 code for a protein of 329 amino acids. The transcript has 2 exons. The record is from RefSeq and is a predicted model, not a curated record.